Auxenochlorella protothecoides is the source of this 1554-nucleotide messenger RNA. RefSeq names its product Protein SIP5. The transcript has 5 exons. Lineage: Eukaryota; Viridiplantae; Chlorophyta; Trebouxiophyceae; Chlorellales; Chlorellaceae. The record is from RefSeq and is a predicted model, not a curated record. Gene Ontology annotation, cellular component: cytoplasm. The coding region runs from base 1 to 1554 and encodes 517 amino acids.
AUGGGAAUCAGCUUUUCCAAGCGGGCGUGGCGCGCACAGCAUUUGCCGGACACCGAGUUUGCCGCGGAGGGCGAGGACACGAGCACGGUCAACACCAAGCGGCUGGCCAGAUUCAUCAAGCAGGGCUUCCUGGCCCCAAUAUGGUCUCGAGAAGGAGAGGAAGACCCAGAGAAUGACCAUGAGUGCCCCAUCUGCUUCCAUCACUUUCCCACCCUCAACAGCACCACAUGCUGCAAUCAGAGCAUAUGCACGGAAUGUUUCCUCAAACUCGUCCAACCCCAGCCUGGAGGUUCACGGUAUGGCAGCCCUUGCCCCUUCUGCAACAAGGUUGGGUUCCACGUGUACUACUCGCCCAUGGCGCUGAGUCAGCGCAAGCAGCUGGAGGCCGAGGAGCAGAUGCGCGUGAGCGAGACCCAGCUACGCUCCAUGCUGGAGCGCCAGGCCACAAAUCCCUCACCAACCUACCCCGCUGGCACGCCCCCGUCUGUGGUGCUGCGCAUCAGCCCCUCCCAGAAACCCGAGUGGGAGUCGUGGCCGGAGGCCACCCCGGCCGCCCCUAUGCAAGACGGAAGCACUGACGAAGGCGCAUCCGUCCGCGACCCCGGCGCCGCGCCAUUGGCCGAGCACGUCGGCCACGGGCAGGUGCUGGCCGCCCCCACGGCUGCUGUGCUGGCGAGGCAGGUCCAGCCUGGGCCGGGGCCCGAGUCCGUUGGGGCGUCCCAUCGCCGGCACAGGAGCUGGGGCCCCAGCCCCAGCGUCGCUCGCUGCACGCCCGUGCUGCACCGUCAGAGUGUGGGUUGGCACCAGCUGACGGGGCACGGUUCCAAUGCCUCGCUGGCGGGCCUCGCCUCGGCCUCCUCCCUUGGGGGGAUUGAGUCUGCCGCCUCCGUCCAGGACGCGGGUGCGCUGGAGGAGCUCCUCGAGCGGGAAAGCAGGCCGGCAGGCGGGGAGGACGCUGUGGCCCGCUGUGGAAUGUCUGGCGGCACUGAAGACGCAGCAGCCGCAGCCCGCGACAGCGGCGUCCCGCCGGCAAGCCAUGCGUCCACCUGCCAGUUUCCCACCCUGCAGCCUGGCCCUGCGGAGUCCUUCACGCUCCAUCAAACCUUGAGGGCGGGCAUGGCCCUGCAGGAGCCCGCCGACGCCACGCCCGACGCGCCGCAUGAUGUGCAAGUGUCCGCCGCAUUUGACCCCGGCCGGGGGGGGCCCGUGGUGGUGGUGGACCCGGAUGGAUCCAGCCUGCUGUAUCUCCUCACCUGCGAUGCCCUGCCGGAGGAGGAAAGGGCGGCGCUGGCCGCUGCUGCCGACGCAGUGCUGACGCCCCAGGGGCUGACCACCUACAAUGCACCGGUGAGCGCGUACGACGACGCUCUGCGGGCCAGCAUUGCGCGAGCGGAUGCCCUCUUGCUGGCAAGGACGGCGGCCAGCUCUAGCCAACCGGGCCCCGAUCCUGCGGCAGCCGACCCUGUCGGCUGGCUGGAAAGGAUGGCUGCGGCAGAUGCAGCUCUCAGAGCCAGCGUGGAAGGCUCCGACCGCGCGCUCUUCAAGCCUCAAUAG